AUGAUCUUCUAGUCAACCCAAAUUAAAUUCUGUUCAUUUCUUUUCAAUUAAAAAUUACUCCUUUUUAAUUACAACAAUGAAUAAAACAAAGAAAUAAUACUACUUUUGUUGGGUAGCAUCAUAUAAAAAGAACGGACAAAAAUGAUGCCAAGAACAGAAAAAAAAGAGUAGGUGGAAAAACAGGGGAAGUUAAAAACAGGGCAGAGAAAAUUUAGAAAACAGAGGAAAAUAAACAAGAGAAAAAAAAGUGUUUUUUUUUGUUUAGAGAGAUGAAAUUUGAGUUAAAGAGUUAUUUAGUUUGUGGGGAGAAAAAAUUGAGGGGUAUUGAAGUGGACCCUACUUCAUUAGAUGAUUCAAGUCACUAUAGUCUCUCUAAUGGUGUCCUUCCUUCACUUGGUGCUCGAAGUAAUCGUGGUGUUAUCCUACAUCGUUCUACUGUCUCCCCUUUUGAUCCUCGUUAUAGAUCAUGGGAGAUGUAUCUGGUUUUUUUGGUGUUUUAUACAGCAUGGGUGUCUCCAUUCGAAUUUGGGUUCCUUAAAUCCCCUAUCAAAGGACUAGCUAUAACGGAUAAUAUUGUUAACGGCUUUUUUGCUAUUGAUAUCAUUUUGACCUUCUUUGUUGCGUAUCUUGAUCCACAAACUUUUCUUCUAGUUGAUGAUCGAAGGUUGAUUGCUUGGAAGUACAUUAGAACCUGGUUUUUUUUCGAUAUCAUAUCUACAGUCCCUUCUGAACUUGCCACAAAAAUUAUACCUGAUCAUAUCCAUGCCUAUGGCCUCUUCAAUAUGUUACGUCUUUGGCGUCUACGUAGAGUUAGCAAGAUGUUCUCCAGAUUGGAGAAAGAUCGUAAUAUCAACUACUUUUGGAUCCGAUGCUGUAAGCUAGUUUGUGUCACCCUAUUUUCGGUUCAUUGUGCUGCUUGCUUUUAUUUUUUCCUCGCAGCUCAUUAUCCUGACCCGAAAAAGACUUGGAUUGGUCUAUCAUUUCCCAACUUUGAGACUGGAAAUCUGUGGCUUCUGUAUGUGACAUCAAUUUACUGGUCAAUAACCACUCUCACAACUGUUGGUUAUGGUGAUUUGCACCCUGUUAAUAUAAGGGAGAUGGUCUUUGACAUCUUCUUUAUGCUCUUUAAUCUUGGAUUGACUGCAUAUUUGAUAGGAAAUAUGACAAACUUGGUGGUUCACGGGACAAGCAAAACUAGAAACUUUAGGGACAGAAUACAAGCUGCUUCAAAUUUUUCUCUGAGGAACCGUCUUCCUGUUCGGCUCCAAGAUCAAAUGCUUUCUCACUUGUGUUUGAAAUACAGAGCUGAUUCAGAAGGGUUGCAGCAGCAGGAGAUUCUGGAAUCUCUUCCGAAGGCAAUUAAAUCAAGUAUUUCACAUUUUCUCUUCUAUUCUCUGCUUGAUAAGGUGUAUCUAUUUCGUGGAGUAUCAAAUGACCUGCUUUUUCAACUGGUUUCGGAAAUGAAAGCUGAGUACUUCCCUCCGAAAGAAGAUGUGAUUUUACAAAAUGAAGCCCCAACAGAUCUCUAUGUGCUAGUCCAUGGCGCCAUGGAAUUUAUUGUGCAGAAACUUGGAAAUGAACAGGUUGUUAAGGAGGUUAAAGCUGGAGAUGUCUGUGGGGAGAUCGGUGUUCUUUGUUACAGACCACAACUCUUUACUGUCCGAACCAAGAGACUGUGUCAACUUUUGCGUCUGAAUCGUACUGCCCUUCUAAAUCUGGUUCAGGCAAAUGUUGGAGAUGGAGCUAUCAUCAUGAAUAACCUUCUAGAGCAUUUAAAAGUUCAGGAGGAUCCAUUGAUGCAAUCUGUUCUCAGCGAUGUUGAAAAAAUGCUUGCUCAAGGACAAAUGGAUUUGCCUCUUAGUUUAUGUUUUGCUGCUGCAAGAGAAGAUGAACCAUUGUUGCAACACUUGCUGCGACGAGGUUGUCAUCCAGAUGAGAGAGACAUGAAUGGCCGCACUGCUCUGCACAUUGCAGCUGCAAAUGGAAAUGAAACUAUAGCUUCUAUCCUUCUUGCGCAUGGUGCAGAGCCAAACGUCAAAGACUCAGAAGGCAACAUUCCUCUUUGGGAUGCAAUAUUAGGGAAGCAUGAUUCCUUGAUCAAGCUACUCAGAGACCGUGGUGCUGAUCUAGCUUUAGGAGAUGUGCCUCGAUAUGCUUCACAUGCGAUAGAACAAGAUAAUUUACAGCUGCUGAAAGAUAUUGUUCGAUAUGGUGGAGAUCUGACAACGUCCAACAGUGAUGGAUCUACGCCACUUCACUUUGCAGUUUCAAGUGGGAACAUGAACAUUGUCCAAUUUAUUUUGGAGCAAGGGGGAGACAUUGACAAACCUGAUGUGGAUAAAUGGACACCAAGAAGUUUAGCAGAUUUUCAAGGGAAUGAAGAGAUAAAGGCAUUAUUUGAUUCUAAGAAAAAGGCUGGCCUGGAUCCAGCUGUUAAAUUUUCUGGUACUGCAACUGGUCCUGCUUCACGGAUCAUGAAGUAUCCAAGUACGGGUACAAUAAAUGUUCCUCCGAAUACUGUUCAGAUGACUCAAGUUGAAAAGAACCCCAGGCGCCAGGUUGAUACAUUCCAGAAUUCCCUGUUCGGGUUCGUCUCAGCUGCAACUAGAGGUGAAUCUGUUGAUCUAAACAAUUUGUCCAAUACGUUGGGAAGCCAAGCAACUAGAGUAACUCUUAGGUGCCCGGAAAAGAGCGAGGUUACAAAGCUUGUCAUGUUGCCUAAGACCAUGCAAGAACUGCUUGAAAUUGGUGGCAAAAAGUUUGGAUGCCAUUGUUCUAAAGUAGUCACUGCAGAAGGAGCUGAAAUUGAUGAGAUUGAUCUUAUCAGAGACGGCGAUCAACUUUCUCUCAUCUGUACAGACAAACAAAUUACUGAAAGCUGGUAAAUGCUAAGCUCACAAUGUUUCUUUUCUCUAGAAGACCAUCAUAUCAUCCUUGUGGAAACUCUGUUGGCAAAGCCAGCACAAAACAUAAGACCCUCUAAAAAUUUAGCCUAAGUUGGGAAGAAUUCUAUACCAAACCUCGUAAUCUAACUGGUCAUUUACCUUAGAUGACUUGGUAGUUUUGGACCUGCAUAUAUUCUCGUAAACGAGAAACAUAGAAGCAUUAAUGCAAUUGUAUUAUCAUUCGUCGACAAUACGUGGAUUACUAGCCCACUCUUUAGAUGGUUUGGGAUGUAUGUACAGGGAUAUUCGGAAUAACCUUGCUAAAAUAGGGGUGUAUCGAAAGAGAUCGAAUUCGAGUGGAUCCUCGAGUCUUCUCUCAACAAUGAAAGAAACUCUGGAGGACCCUUGAGUCGUCUGUCAACGAUAAAUAAUUCCGAAUCAUUCCAUUCUCUCUAUAGUUGUAUAAUUGUAUCACUCAUACUUUUGGAAAUGUAAACUAAAAAGUUAAUGUCAAAUGAAUUUUUCACUUCUUUGGA
Messenger RNA from Beta vulgaris subsp. vulgaris (sugar beet), 3421 nucleotides. Its product is annotated as potassium channel AKT1. Bases 270 to 2885 code for a protein of 871 amino acids. The transcript has 12 exons. The record is from RefSeq and is a predicted model, not a curated record. Gene Ontology annotation, cellular component: membrane. Gene Ontology annotation, biological process: transmembrane transport; potassium ion transport. Lineage: Eukaryota; Viridiplantae; Streptophyta; Magnoliopsida; Caryophyllales; Amaranthaceae. Gene Ontology annotation, molecular function: protein binding; voltage-gated potassium channel activity.